This is a messenger RNA of Propithecus coquereli (Coquerel's sifaka), 687 nucleotides long. It is a transcript of the gene POLR1H, whose product is annotated as zinc ribbon domain containing 1. The coding region runs from base 93 to 473 and encodes 126 amino acids. The transcript has 5 exons. Gene Ontology annotation, cellular component: RNA polymerase I complex. Gene Ontology annotation, molecular function: zinc ion binding; DNA-directed RNA polymerase activity; nucleic acid binding. The record is from RefSeq and is a predicted model, not a curated record. Lineage: Eukaryota; Metazoa; Chordata; Mammalia; Primates; Indriidae. Gene Ontology annotation, biological process: termination of RNA polymerase I transcription; DNA-templated transcription.
CCCUGGGUUCCCAAUCGGUUAGGACGCUGGCUGGGAAUUCCGGACGUUUCGGCUCUUCGGUCGCAGAGGCAGGAGGCGUGUCUCUCUGCUGCAUGUCGGUCAUGGACCUCGCCAGCACCUGCUCCAGCUUUCAGUCGGACUUGGAUUUCUGUCCAGACUGCGGCUCGGUCCUGCCUCUACCCGGGGCUCAGGAUGCGGUCACCUGUACUCGCUGCGGCUUCUCCAUCAACGUUCGGGACUUCGAGGGGAAAGUUGUGAAGACUUCAGCAGUGUUCCACAAACUGGGGACAGCCAUGCCUAUGUCGGUGGAGGAAGGGCCUGAGUUCCAGGGACCUGUGGUUGACAGGCGCUGCUCUCGAUGUGGUCAUGAGGGGAUGGCAUACCACACCAGGCAGAUGCGUUCAGCUGAUGAAGGGCAGACCGUCUUCUACACCUGUACCAACUGCAAGUUCCAGGAGAAGGAAGAUUCUUGAUCUUUUUCCUGGGCAAUUCCACAGUCCGUCCCUCUUCUUCCUUGGAAGGUGAAGGAUACUGAGUUCUUGGACAAGAAAUGCCUUGUCCACCUCUUCUAGUUGCAAUGUGUUGCUCCCAGAGGAGAAUCAAAUCAUCAUAUGGGGAUUACCAUUGUCCCUGGAGUAAGAUACCCCUAGUUGAGUUUCCUUAUUAAAGUUGUAUUUUUCUAUAAGA